Oldenlandia corymbosa var. corymbosa is the source of this 1500-nucleotide messenger RNA. Lineage: Eukaryota; Viridiplantae; Streptophyta; Magnoliopsida; Gentianales; Rubiaceae. The record is from the annotation of a GenBank genome assembly.
AUGGCUACCGUGGUUCACUACAACUUCGGUCCUGCAGAUCCCAACAAAGUUAUCAGGUACCCAGAUGAUCACUUUGAUAGGCAAUGGAAACCUUAUCCCUCGGUUGAUGCUUACUCUCCUAUAUCAAACAGCAGAGUCAAUAUUAACAUUGCAGACUGCGGUUACUACCCACCUCAGGCAGCUAUGCAAACCGCCAUAACUCCGGUGUCUGGUGUAAACAUAUCUCUCUCUAUCUCGCUUCCUGAUCCCAGCGUUGCGUACUAUUUCUACAUAUAUUUCUCUGAGAUUGCAAUACUACAGAGCAAUGAGUCCAGAGUAAUUGAUAGUUUGAGUCCCAAGUGGCAAGACUGGGUUCUGCCGUUGACUCCUCAAUACGCCAUGGCAACUGGUAUGUGGAGCUGGUAUUCUAGUCCGUCAUCAACUAUUGAAAUUGACCUUGAGAAAUUUGGAAAUUCAUCUCUUCCACCCAUCCUUAACGCGAUCGAGGUUUAUUCAAUUAAGAAAUUCCAGCAAUCACAAACCGAUGAAAAGGAUGUUGGUGCAAUCCUUAAUAUCAAGUCAACAUACGGAGUGCAGAGGAAUUGGCAAGGGGAUCCUUGUUUACCUUCCUCUUCGGAUGGUCUUGAUUGUUUCACCUUUUCUGAUAAGAGUGUUCCUCCCAGGAUCAAAUCUCUGAACUUGUCCUCAAGUGGGUUGGCCGGGAAUGUGUCUGUUUAUCUAUCAAAUCUCAUGUACGUGGAGCAACUGGACUUGUCGAAUAACCAUUUGACCGGAGCAAUUCCAGAUUUUCUAGCGAAUCUGUCUCAGUUAAAUUUGCUGUACUUAUCAGGAAACAACUUCUCUGGGUCCAUUCCACAAAGACUUCUUGACAUGGCAAAGAGAAAUCUGAAACUACGUGUCGAUGGUUAUGCUGAAAAUGAGCCUGGACCGCCAAAUUCUAGUGGAAAUGGACAGUGUAAGCGCGAAAGGUCACAAAAUUUUGUAGUUCCUGUUGUCUCGGUCAUGGCAUCCUUGGUCGUAUUGGCUUUGUUAAUUGCGAUCAUUAUGUUGAGAAGGACGAGAAAGCACCAAGGCAAUACGAACAGAAAAGAUGGGUUUAUUGAGCCGAAAAACAUGCAGUUUACAUACCCUGAUAUCUUGAAGAUGACAAACAAUUUUCAAAGGGUUCUAGGAAAAGGUUUUGGCACAGUAUAUCAUGGACUCACAGCAGAUGGCAAACAAGUAGCCGUGAAGUUACUCUCCUCGACUUCUGCGCAAGGGUACAGAGAGUUUCAGACAGAGGCGGAGCUACUAACAAGGGUUCAUCAUCGCAACUUAACAUCUCUGAUUGGCUAUUGCCUUGAUGAUGAUCACAUGAGCCUAGUAUACGAGUACAUGGCUUAUGGAAACUUAAGAGAGCACCUUUCAGCAACUGAUGGCAACGUCUUGACUUGGUCUAAAAGGCUUCAGAUUGCAUUAGAUGCAGCACAAGGUGAGGAUCCCCUUUUACCUACCAUUUAA